AUGACAACUGAUCCUCUUGGUCUGGUUGCCUAUGGUUUCUCUGAUUUCUUUAUAUUUUCAUAUACAGCAUCCACUAAUACUCUGGUCGUUCAUCAAAAUAAUUCACUCUCUCCUUCAACAUCGUUUUUACCGCUUGCUGUCGAUUACGAUGGUAAUCGUGGUAUUAUUGCUGGUUUUCUCAAUAAUGGUCAAAGUUCACGCAUCAAAUUCCGUGCAACUGUUAUUAUGUUUAGUAUCAAUGCAGGAACAACUUUCGCUACACCAAUCAGUUCAUGGAUCUACCCAAUGAAUGGAACAACGUGGCAGGCUGGACAAACAAAUGCAGGCGCUGAUCUAUAUGCAGCUAAAUUCGACAUGUCUGUCAGUAUAGAUCCGACAGGUACACAAGUUCUCGUCGGUAUUCAGUCGAUGAACACGGUUUUUCUCUUCAGUUAUACAACGACAACAUUGACAUUCGUUAGUUUAAUAGAUAAUGGUCAAGGAAUUGGUUUCGGAGGUCUUUUUGUUAUUCUCCCAUCACCCAGUAGCUAUUAUUCAUCAACAACUGGCCCAAGUGUUCAAAUUGUACCAGCAUUCUCUUCACAAUUGCCUUGUAUUCCCGGUACAUACAAGAAUAGAACAAGUCUUGGACGUUGUCUACCAUGUCCGACGGGAACAAAAAAUGAUGGAACCAAUCUUACAGCAUCAACUUGCGUUGACUGUGCAACGAAUGCAUUCUGUCCAUUUGGUUCUACUAGUGAUUCUAUCUCAACUGAUUCACUUAGCAAUGUUAUUCAAGUAAUUGCUUAUCCAUCAUCACCAGCUAUUACUGGAAUUGAUGACAUUCUAUUUUUCACAUUGUUUUCAAUUGGUUCAACUUCACGCUGUGUUGCUCUUUCACCACUCUUUUGGACCUUGCUUGUUGGUGGUAUUGUAAUUCUAAUUGGAAGUGGAAUGUUUAUCAUGAAACACUGUAUUAAACAUCCAAAAGCUGCAGAUAGUUAUGAAAAAUUAGAGAAAGUAUUUAAACAAGCAGAUCUCAUUACUGCAGGUGACCUGUGGAUCGGUGGUCUUGCUUCGUUUUGUAUUAUUGUUCUUAGUAUUUCUUGCUGUGUAUUCAGUGCUUAUUUUUAUAAUUCAUAUCCAAUUGAAACAGCUCCACCUUCAACAUACACUUGUGAUACAACUUUACGUAAUGCACAAUUUAGUUCAUCUUUACAAUCUUUAUCGAUACCGGUCGCAGAUAAUGUCCAAGAUAUGUUUAACUUGUUAAACAGUCAAGCAGUCAAUCUUGAUGUCGCUUUUAUCAAUACAGUUUACAACUGCACAUCAGAUGCAAUUACAUUGACCUAUUACUCAGGUACAGCAUGGGUGCCAAUUUCAAGUCUUCCAUGUACCUCAUCGAACUACAUACUUUCCUAUAGUGUUCCCCUGCCAUAUCGACCAAUUACUGUACAAUUUACUUUACCGAACAUAUAUACAAUUGGUGGACUUCGCGUUGGUCUGAGUGGUGCCGGUAAAAACAAAACUUCGAAAAAAUUGGUUCAAACUUUAGGUUUUUCACAAGUAUUCACUCAAGAUGGACGCAUGGUAGGACAAAACAUAUAUAUUGUUCUCGAGUUAACAAAAUUAAUCAAUGAUACAAGUCCACUAGUCAGUGGCGAUGAUGAUACAUUCAGCGCUAUUUGGGUUGAGAAAUUUACAUUGAAUUACUAUCAAUCUUUCAUGACAAGCACUGAUUAUUUGACUGCAACACCUAAAUCAUCGACAAAUAUGACAUUGAUUAUUACUGAAACACCCUAUUAUAUAUUAAAUUUACAAACACCAAUUGCUCGAUUACCUUUGAUAAUCUAUCAUGAUUUUCUGUUUAUAACAAUGGUUAUAGGAAUGUUCGCUUUGAUGUUUGUCCUAUUUAAAUUAAUAAUUAUACCAUUUAUAGUCUUCCUCAUCCGUAUGUGUAAGCCAAACUAUAUUAAGGACAACCGAGUGGAUGUUAACAGCCAGGUUGGUUUUAUUGACGAUGAUUUAGAAAAUCCAACUUCAAACUCAAAUAAACAAAAGAGCAGCAAACACAAGAACAAUAAUUCUAUUACUGAUAAUGUUGUUCCUGUUCAAAGUCAGACGUUCAUUGAAAAUGAAAAUGCUAAUCAUGAUAAAGAUGACAGUCAUCAGUCACCAGUAGUUGCUGAUAUUGAUACGACUAAGAAACAAUUAGGUGAACUUCCACCACUUGUUCGAGUUAGAACUGAUGGCAACAGAAUAAUCAAAGAAUAUAUCAACGAAUAA
Rotaria sordida is the source of this 2265-nucleotide messenger RNA. The record is from the annotation of a GenBank genome assembly. NCBI's taxonomy places the organism in Eukaryota, Metazoa, Rotifera, Eurotatoria, Philodinida, Philodinidae.